UGCCUCGGCGAGCAGAGCGGAGAGCAGGCUGGAGAGAGCGAGCCCGGCUCCACGGGGCGGGCAGGCCGAGCGAGCAGCCCCCGAGGCGCUUCUCUCCCGCCGCCCACCCCUCUCCUCUCUUCUGCUCCAACUUCUCUCUCCGGCCUUAAAACUUUUCCCCCAACCCCCCUCAUUAGCCAAAGGAAGGCGGUAGGGGGAACACUACCCCUCCCCCCUCCCCCCCAAAAAAAACUUUUCCAGCCCGGAGAAAAGUAGGGGACCGAGCGGGCACCCGGCUGGCCAUGGAGCUGCUGUGCUGCGAGGUCGACCCGGUGCGCAGGGCCGUGCGGGACGCCAACCUGCUCCACGACGACCGCGUUUUGCAGAAUCUGCUCACGAUCGAGGAGCGCUACCUUCCCCAGUGCUCCUACUUCAAAUGCGUGCAAAAGGACAUCCAGCCCUACAUGCGCAGGAUGGUGGCCACCUGGAUGCUGGAGGUGUGUGAGGAGCAGAAGUGUGAAGAGGAGGUCUUCUCUCUGGCCAUGAAUUACCUGGACCGCUUCUUGGCUGGAGUCCCGACUCCAAAGACCCACCUGCAGCUCCUGGGUGCUGUCUGCAUGUUCCUGGCCUCCAAGCUCAAAGAGACCAUCCCCCUGACGGCUGAGAAGUUGUGCAUUUACACCGACAAUUCCAUCAAGCCCCAGGAGCUGCUGGAGUGGGAGCUGGUGGUGCUGGGCAAGUUGAAGUGGAACCUGGCGGCCGUCACACCCCACGACUUCAUCGAGCAUAUCCUCCGCAAGCUGCCCCAGCCCAACGAGAAGUUGCCUCUGAUCCGCAAGCACGCGCAGACCUUCAUUGCGCUGUGUGCCACCGACUUCAAGUUCGCCAUGUACCCCCCGUCGAUGAUCGCAACUGGAAGUGUGGGAGCCGCCAUCUGCGGGCUGCAGCAGGAUGAGGACGUGAGCUCACUCACUGGCGACGCCCUGAUAGAUCUGCUGGCCAAGGUCACCAACACGGAUGUGGAUUGCCUCAAAGCCUGCCAGGAGCAGAUUGAGGUGGUGCUGCUCAACAGCCUGCAGCAGUUCCGCCAGGACCAGGGUGAUGGAUCCAAGUCCGAGGAUGAACUGGACCAAGCCAGCACCCCCACAGACGUGCGGGAAAUCGACCUGUGAGGUGGUCACUCGGGCCGAAGGGAGAGAUGCGUUCCAAUCUGUUCUCUCCUUCUCUCUGGUUAUGUUAUGUUCUUUAUGUUUUAGGAUGCAACUUAAAAAAAAAAAUUCUGCCCCCACCUAGAUCAUAUGGAAAUAUCUUUUAGAAGUGAGAGAAAAAGGUCCUAUAAAAAUGGAAUCAUUAAAAGCAUUUGGUGCCUAUUUGAA
Messenger RNA from Talpa occidentalis (Iberian mole), 1355 nucleotides. RefSeq names its product cyclin D2 (gene CCND2). Gene Ontology annotation, cellular component: nucleus; cytoplasm; cyclin-dependent protein kinase holoenzyme complex. Gene Ontology annotation, biological process: regulation of cyclin-dependent protein serine/threonine kinase activity; mitotic cell cycle phase transition; positive regulation of G1/S transition of mitotic cell cycle. Bases 282 to 1151 code for a protein of 289 amino acids. NCBI's taxonomy places the organism in Eukaryota, Metazoa, Chordata, Mammalia, Eulipotyphla, Talpidae. The transcript has 5 exons. Gene Ontology annotation, molecular function: cyclin-dependent protein serine/threonine kinase regulator activity. The record is from RefSeq and is a predicted model, not a curated record.